Molecule: messenger RNA, 3683 nt
Organism: Acipenser ruthenus (sterlet)
Lineage: Eukaryota; Metazoa; Chordata; Actinopteri; Acipenseriformes; Acipenseridae
Exons: 5
Coding region: 1610-3199 (529 amino acids)
Source: RefSeq, a predicted model, not a curated record
AAGAACACCUGUAUGUGAAAAUCUUUGUUUCUAAUUAUUUGUGUAGUGGCUCGUUGUCGGGUUCAGUACUAACUCAACACAUAACAGAUGUUAAAUGAUUAAUGCUUUUCCGCACUGACUUUUUCAUUUUAUGAUUUGUUUAAAAUUAUUCUAAAAGUAAGUUUUGUGGGUCAUAUGUUUAAAAAAAAAAGGUCCAAAAACACUAUUAUCAAGUUCCCAUAAAAAUAUAUAUGCCCCAUGGAAAUGUUCACCUCCCUAGCACUAGCACUAUUGGUAGGCACUUUAGUGGUUUUGUGCUCAGUAAUCUGAUGUAGCAACAUAAUUGACAAAAUUAUUAUGUAUUGCAAAACACCGUUUCUAAAACUUCUAAUAAAAGCUUACUUCUUGUAGAUUAAAGAUGAUCAUGUAUAAUAAUAUGUUAAUGUCUUGCCAGGUAUUAGACAAUAACUAUACACAAAGAGCAGCCCGUAAGGUUUGCCACUCUUUCAAAGGUAGAAGUGGAACUGUUAGUUAAUGUACUGUUUUAGGUCAAUAGUCGGUGGACAAUGUAAUCUCAACUCUGCUUCUAUAAUCCUCUACAUCACAAAAUAACACAAUUCAAGCAUCCCAUACACAAACAUUAUCUCAGCAUAUCCUUGGUCAGCACAGGUUCUAAGUGCUUGUCUUUCUCAAACAUCAAAAAAAAAAAAUGGCAUUGGCAAUGAGCAUCUUAGAAAGCAAAGAGAUGCUGAGGAUUUAAUGGGCAUGGGGACUUCUGCUCCCUGGAGGAGGGUCCUUCCAUGAUAACUCACUUUCACUGGAGAGUGCAGGUUUGAGCACUAAUGCAAUUCAGUAAACAAACACAUUGAACAAAAAUAAUGUCUUUAGAUUUAUAAUAAUAACAAUCCCCUUUAGUAUGCUGCAGUGAAUUAAGUGAAAGACAAUGCCUGCUGCUGAGGGCAUUAUUGCUCAGAGAAUCCAUUCCUACUGUAAUCGAGUGUAAAAGCUAAAAUAACCCUUUACAGUUAACUUGUAAAAUUCCUGUUGCAGAUGUUCCUUUGACAAAGCAUGUUAAGAAAAUGUAUAUUUCAGAUGGAAAAUAUUUUUUUUUUCUCCUUCAGGGUGUAGCAUGUAUUUAAGUUGUACCUACCCCUUCAAGUGGAAUGAUCGAUAUAAAAGAGCUGAUGUGGCACAUUUUUACACCUCUGAGUCCAGCGGUGUAACAGAAUGCGGCAAGUGUAAAUUACAGCCUAUUAAUCUUUUAAGUAUGGGUUUUUAUGAUUUUUUUUUUUUUUUUUUUUUUUUUUUUUAUUUGGACCCCAUUGGUCAGUUCAAGGAAAUUACAGGAGCCAAUCUCCUUGCUGCUAACAGCAUGCGUUUCCCAUGUGAUGCACCUUUUGUUUUUAAUUAACAAAGUGCCAUUUAAGAUGCUGCUGCCCCUGGAGUCUAAACAGAAGUUCUGAGAAGAGUACACAGACGGUGUACAGGGCUUCCUGCAGUAGACCUCACACCAUACUCACCUGAAGGGCCACUGGCUGUUAGUGAUUCACCCACUUCAGGGACCAGGAGCUGAGCUGAGCUGAGCAGUAAGCGUGUCAUUUCUGACUGAGUGUACUGAGGUCUUGAAAACAUGGGGCGUGUCGAAUGGAGAACCUGCUCCUUCAUCCUAACGGGAAUACUUCUGGCAAUCUCUUUAAUGCCCGACUUUCUGGAAGGCAGCCCAAUAGGCCAGCGCCAGAAAGGAGAUGAGGGAGACAAUGAGAACAUGAGUGAAUCUGGAUCCCCAAGCAUGCUGAAAAAGCUGGUACGCUCUAGAAGAAACAUCAACUGGUACAACCAGCAUCCAGACUUCUGGAACUGGUACAAGUACUUCACUGACAUUGGAAACCAAGAAGGAGUGAAUGAGCUGGACCGGGUCUACCUGAAAUACCUGCAGAACCGGAAUCGGGCUGAGGGCCAGCGCUCCUAUGAGCAUUAUCUCCGCCACCUGGGCGAAGUCUAUAAAACCUGUGCAAGUUCUGAUGACCCAAACUGUGUCACGGACAUGAUUGCCCCGGCCAAACCAACCCCUGCCAAACCUGCCCCUAUAAAGGGAUGCGAUCCGUACAGAGACCCCUACUGCCAGCUAGUUCGAGUAGCCCCAGCACCCAUCAAAGCUCCUCUUUCUAACCAUUACCAGCAUUACCGGUCACCUGUGCCCUUCCUGUCUGCUCAGCAGGCAAGUGAGUUAUCAAGGAUUUGCAACCCCUCUGAUGUUGAAUGCUUGCAGUACCAUCUCCGUGCUGCCUAUGGCUACACAUCAGAACCCAAAGCCCCAGCCCCGGCUCCAUCAUAUGCUUACCUAGGGUAUGAUCCAAACAAAGCAGUGAAGAGGGAAGUCUACCACCGCUACCCAAACUGUGAUCCCAAAUACGACCCUUACUGUGUCCCAAAUGGACCAAUGAACCAAAUGGCUGUCUCACCAAGCCGCUGUAACCCACUUUAUGAUAAUAAUUGCAACCCUCUCACCGCCUCUAUGUUCUCCAGUCCCCCAAAACCUGAGUGCGACCCUUACUACGACCCCAGUUGCAGACAGGAAUACAGGCCCAAGGAUGAGCCGGCGUUAGACUCAGGCUGCGAUCCUCGUUACGACCCAUACUGCCGCAGUCCUGGCCCUGCUUAUGGUGAAUCUAGAGCGGAGCCUGAGCGCUAUCCCAUGACCCAGGGUAAGACAAAGGAAGGCUAUGCCUGCUAUGUGCAUUACGAUGAGGGGUGCUACCCUGUCCACAGUUCAAACCCAUCCCAUCAGAGCGCUGCAAGCACCUUGCAGGACUGUGACCCUUAUGACCCAAGUUGCCCCCUCUAUUACAGUGCUAACAACCCCAUGAGGUCACCUCAGCCACAGAGCCCCUACCACAGUGCUAGUUCCCCUGAAGCUUACCACCCCCACGCUAACCCUGGUGGCUACAGAGAGGGCAUAAUCGAGCCGGACUCUGACUGCGACCCAGAGUAUGACCCCAACUGCCGUCUCCGCAGGUACGAAUCCAAACCCAACCCCCCUGCCCCAGAAUCCCACCACGACGAGCCCCAAGCCAGUCAUGACACCAGGGGGGAUGAGGGUCCCAGCCAUGACCAGCCUGACCAAGACCCAUACAAUAACUACACAGGGUACGAGCAGCAGCAGGAACCGAGAGACCAGAAACCAGAUCACAGAUAUGAUGAGGACUAUCAGAAAAAGUAAAAACCUGUCACUAUAAGCAUGUGUUAAGCGAAUAUUAAUGCUUCAGCAGUACAGGGUAUUGAUUUGGAAAGCACAUUUGAGUAAGACCUCGUACUCAUGCAAGUGCUGAGCUCUGAAGUUUUAGAGUUAUGAUUCGGUGGGGGAAAGGGGACACAGAAAACGAACAAUCUAACAUUUAAAGUUUUAUGCAAAUGUCCAUGUGAAAUUAGUUUGUAAAAUGUCCAUGCGCAAAUCAGCAUAUGGUUUCUGUAGUAAAAACCUGUGUAAUCUGUGAUUCUAGUGUACUUGAAUAUGGGUUACUGGCAUAGCUAGACUGCGUGUAUUUGCUAUUUGUCAAUUUCCUGUGUAUUGUGACAGUGUGUCUCUCAAAGAAUAUUUAAUAACAUGUUUUCAUAGUUUUGCUUAAAUAUGCAUUUAUGAACAUCAAAACUGUUAUGGUGUUAAGAUUUUUUUUAGAAUGUUCCAAUAAAAGCUUUGAAUGAAA